Molecule: messenger RNA, 1389 nt
Organism: Nicotiana tabacum (common tobacco)
Lineage: Eukaryota; Viridiplantae; Streptophyta; Magnoliopsida; Solanales; Solanaceae
Biological process (GO): CAAX-box protein processing
Cellular component (GO): membrane
Molecular function (GO): metalloendopeptidase activity
Source: RefSeq, a predicted model, not a curated record
CCUAAACUUCUCAAAAACCACAGGUCCACAAUCCUUAGCCCCUUAUCUCCACCAAACUCGUUCUCGUCGAAGCAUCUUUGAACUUCUUAACAAUGGCUAACACUUUAUGUAUAACUCUCACUCAAUCUACUUGUCCCACUUUACCAAAGCUUUAUUCAUCAAAAUCCAUUCUUCAGAAAUCAAAUAGAAUCUCUCUUACCCCAUUUCUCAAAUUUCAAGAUUCAGCUCCUACUCAAUCUUCCACCAGAGGGUUCACUACUAUAUGCUUUUCUCGUCCCAGAAAUGGUCCUGAUUAUAAAGGAAGUGGACCUGACUGGCCAAUUUUGAGACGCUGGAAUGUGCCAUGGAAUUGGCAAACUGUCUCACUUUCUUCGCUUGCGUGUGGAUUGAGUUUUGUUUUGACAGGACUAAUAGAGACAGCAUCAAUACCAUAUGUAGGACUCGAUGUAGAUGAAUUGAGCUUGGAUGAGAAGGCUGAAAUUUUGUUCGCCGAUCAAGCUAUAACAACUGCAGUUGUGCUAAUAGUCCUUUAUACUCUCACCAAGUCAUCUCAACCGCUCCCUGAUGACAUAUAUCGUUAUGAUUUGAAGGAACCUUUCAAUCUCCAGAGAGGAUGGCUUUUGUGGGCUGGAAUUGGUUUAGUGGGAGCAAUAGGUGCCAUUGCUUUAACAGGAGUGGCAAUGUCCACUUUCAACGGUGAGACGCCACCAAGAGAGACUGAUGCUCUUGCCCGAUUACUCCCACUGAUAGGCUCCUCAAGUAUCAGCACUGUUUCUCUGCUAGGCAUUACUGGCGUGCUUGCUCCAAUUCUUGAGGAGACUGUGUUUAGAGGAUUUUUUAUGGUCUCUCUGACCAAGUGGUUACCUACACCACUCGCAGCGGUUAUUAGUGGGGCUGUAUUUGCUCUUGCACAUCUCACUCCUGGACAAUUUCCUCAGCUGUUUGUUCUUGGGACUGCUCUGGGAUUUUCUUAUGCUCAAACGCGGAACCUCCUAACUCCCAUCACAAUUCAUGCUUUCUGGAACUCUGGUGUUAUUUUGCUUCUGACCUUCCUUCAGCUCCAAGGGUAUGAUAUCAAGGAAAUAAUACAAGCAACUUGACCGAGACAUGGUAAUUCUCCGGACAAAUGCUAACUGGAGCUUGUAUUUAAUGGGAGAAGUUAUUAUCUUUUGUCCGAUGCCGAGUUGUUUAAUUUAUUGGUAGAGCUAUUAAUGCUCUUUCUUCAUGGAAAGCAGGCAGGGGGAAGGAUCCAAGAAGGAAGCCUCUGUUAAUUUCUCAAUAAUAUCUAAUAUACUACUAUUUGUAGGUUUUGAGUGCACAGUUUUCUUUAAUACUGUAUAUCCUAGUGUACAAGUUAGUCGGGAUCAAUCUUCCAUAUCCAUUGUGCUU